Molecule: messenger RNA, 2429 nt
Organism: Aspergillus wentii DTO 134E9
Lineage: Eukaryota; Fungi; Ascomycota; Eurotiomycetes; Eurotiales; Aspergillaceae
Product: ankyrin repeat domain-containing protein
Exons: 5
Coding region: 87-2429 (780 amino acids)
Molecular function (GO): protein binding
Source: RefSeq, a predicted model, not a curated record
CCCCUAUGUCUUGUUUAAACUUAAGGAGACCCAAUCGACGAAGCCACGAAGACCACCGUCGUGGGUCUUCGGCGCAUUCAUAAACUAUGGCUCGCAUGGAGCUGGAUUCCAUGGAAGACGUCUUUCUCCGAGACAAUCUCGGCCCGACCAUCGCUGAACAUGUAUUGCAGUGCAGUCAUUUCUUCAAGAGAUAUAUGGCUGCGCCGGAAAUUGUGCUGGACCCAACUUUGAUGGACGACCAGCUGGCACGCUUUACGCUGUGGGCAUCAAACAUGGAUGUAUUUGGGCCGCCCCACGUCUCGUUGGAUUACAGGCUCAGAUACAGUCCAACAGUCGUGGAGAUCAUCCAUCAGCUUUUGGACGUCAUUUGUAAUGCUUUGACAUCUCUUAAGCCAAUCGACGAUCCACCGCAGACUCCAAGCAGGAAGAAACGACGAAUAGCGGAAACUGGCAAUGCGGAGGUCACCAAGAGAGUCGACGAUAGUUCAAGCGAUUCGGACAGUUAUGACGAUGAAGAACAAAAAAAUGUUUCAUUAAUUACCUACACUAUCGGAGGAACAGUGACGCGGCUCUUCCGUUUGUCUAAUGCUAUUCGGAAAUCCGCUAAGGCUUCGAGAACAUACAAAAUAGGAGGAUACAACGAUGACGAAGAAGCGAACAAUGCCAUCGCGGAACUACGUAUUUACACAGAAUGUUACAUUCGCUUCCGGUUUCCUCACGCACCAGAGGCUCUUCGCUCAGCAUUGGUUGAGGCCAAUGCGCUACGGCUUCGACGACUGUAUUAUCAGAGGUCCCACCGAAGGCGCAUUGCCUUGAAUGUCCAGCGUCCACAGGCAGGCCCAACAAGUGUUCAGCUACCUAAGAUACCGGACAGCACUCCGGCCGUACGUUUCGCCCCAAGCGUGCCACCGAAACAAAGGGCCAUUGACGAAAGGCCGAAGCCAACCAUCCUUCCGCCAGCGCCCAUAACCUAUGCGACUACCGCUCGACAAACUGCUGUUGGAGCUCUGUUGGCCGACUCCACGUCGGAGGUUCCUCGGGCUAAGUCUGUCCUGGUAAACAAUAAAUUGUCGUUCCCUCCAGUGCCAACAACAAGCGAGUGCCCAUACUGCGGCGUCAUUGUUGAAUUCAAGGGUAAUACAAAAUCGGUGAUGUGGAACGACCAUGUCAUCAGAGAUCUAGAGCCUUUUGUCUGUAUUUAUGCCAGUUGCAUGGACGCAAGCCAACAAGAUCAUGGAUCGUCUACAUUCGAAACAUCGAAAGCCUGGAUGAACCACAUGCAGAACGCCCACGGAUAUGCAUGGGAGUGCAGAGCUCCUUCUCACGACCCAACCAUCUUUGAGCAGGAGAUCGAAUUCCAGGAGCACGCUCGUAAAGACCAUGGCGUCCCUGAGGCGCAUGUGGGAAUGCUGAGCGGUGCAGCUCGGAGACCAGUUCUCGAGAAGAUUCAGGAGUGUCCCUUUGGUGACGACUUUUCAGCCCCGGAAAAGGCCGAAUCAAACACCGUCUUCUCGAAUGAGGCUCUUCAUCUACACGUCGCCGCUCAUAUGAAAGAAAUUGCUUUACUUGCAUUGCAGAAACUACCUAGUGACGAUGACCACAACUGCGAGGACGUGGCUAGCGACGCACCAUUAGAAGAUGAUGGGUUUGCCAAGUUGCGCGCAUCCAUGUACAGUGUAUUGGAUUGCGAAUCUCUAGACUUCUUGGAUGAACCUGAAGAUGGCGUUUCGAAUAUACUCGAAGAGGGCAUCAUUCCCUCUGUAGACAGACUCAAUUUAGAGGAGAAAGACGCAGCAGGAAUGACAAAGCUUCAUCGUGCAGUGCGCGAUAACAAUUUCCUCUUGACCCAGUCCCUUAUAGAACAAGAGAUCAUCGAUUUGAAAGACGACUAUGGCCAAACACCCUUGCAUUACGCUACAAAGAGAGACUUCACUGAUGGGAUAGAACUAUUGGUUAAUUACGAGGUCUCUAUAGACAGUCUUGACAACUAUGGGUUCUCUCCAUACCUCUGGGCCGUCAUUGCGGGGAAAAGUAGCGCAACUCACCUACUAUUGUCUCUCGGCGUUGAUGUCAACUCUACCAGUGCGGAUGGAAAAUCGGCUUUGGGUUGGGCAGCCAGCCUGGGCCACUCAUCAAUAACUGAAUUACUUGUGAAGAAUGGAGCCAGCGUCAUGUCCAUGACUCGAAACACGCAAUUGGUGCCAUUAGAAGAAGCGGCAACAUGUGGUGACUUGUUCACGGUACAAUUGCUGCUCAAUAACGGCGCAGAUCCAAAUUAUCGGGAUCGCGAAGGCUGGUCUGCUAUACAUUGGGCGACUGAGGAGGGCCAUUGGGAUGUUCCGACCCUCUCAAGUCAACAUGUCACGGUUGGACUCCACUACACCAUGCCGCCUUCAUGGGAUAUUCUCAUGUCGUACAGUCCCUUCUAA